AUGACAACAUGCAACUGUGGUGCCUCCCUGGACAGCAGUGGGUACCAUCUGCUAACAUGCAAAACCGGUGGAGGGCCAGUUUGGUCGCACGAAUCGCUUGCAUCAGUCUGGUCUGAUUGCCUGCGGGAGCUGCACAUCCAUCAUCGUAGGGAACCGAGGCAUCGGUAUGCCAAUUCCAAUGACCGGCCAGACAUUGUAGCCUUCGACUCAGACUCUGGGUGCAAUGUGGAUCUGGACAUAGCUCUAGCACACCCAUGGAGCUCGGACAUCUUCCCUAGAUCUUCGGAAACAGAUGGCGCCGCUGCUGAGAGAAGAGAGGAGAGAAAAAAGUCAAAAUACGAGAAGGAUUGUCUACCAGGUGGAACUGCUGUCAGUCUCAUUCCUCUGGUUAUGGAGCAUUUUGGACGCUGGGGUGUCAUGGGAAGAAACUUCCUGCAGAAACUAGCAAAGAAAUCAUGUGACGAAAUUGGUAGACCAAACGCUGCAGAGUUCCUUGACUUUUGGCGAAAAAGAUUCUCCCUUCAGCUGCAAAAAUGCAAUGCCAAAGUCAUACUGAGGAAGAUGGCAAGCUUGUCAAGUGACACAAGUAGCGCUAAGUACUCAACCCAGUUCUUUAGCCACUAGGCUGACCUGGGUUAUCUUUUAAGUUAAGUUGUUACUGUUUUUUAGUGCUUUUUCCUGUGUACUGUAGCACCUAA
This is a messenger RNA of Corticium candelabrum, 698 nucleotides long. RefSeq lists its product as uncharacterized. Lineage: Eukaryota; Metazoa; Porifera; Homoscleromorpha; Homosclerophorida; Plakinidae. The record is from RefSeq and is a predicted model, not a curated record. The transcript has a single exon. The coding region runs from base 1 to 624 and encodes 207 amino acids.